Diutina rugosa is the source of this 1893-nucleotide messenger RNA. It is a transcript of the gene YKU80, whose product is annotated as ATP-dependent DNA helicase. Gene Ontology annotation, molecular function: double-stranded DNA binding; telomeric repeat DNA binding. The transcript has a single exon. Gene Ontology annotation, cellular component: Ku70:Ku80 complex. Gene Ontology annotation, biological process: telomere maintenance; double-strand break repair via nonhomologous end joining; cellular response to gamma radiation. Lineage: Eukaryota; Fungi; Ascomycota; Pichiomycetes; Serinales; Debaryomycetaceae. The record is from RefSeq and is a predicted model, not a curated record. The coding region runs from base 1 to 1893 and encodes 630 amino acids.
AUGGCCACCAAACAGUGGACGGUGUUUGUGGUCGACCAUGCCAGCGGCAUUGACUACGUGCUCCACCACGGAGCCCAGGCGCUUCUUCUGAACCGCAAGCUGGACCGAUUGAGUCUUGUCACCGACGGCAACACCACGUUCGUUGACGCCGCGUUCACCUACGAUAACCUCAAGGCAUGGUACUCCCAUUUGGACACUACUGUCGAGGCUACGGACUUAGAGGCAAGCAUGGCGGCUGCUAAAGCCAAUUUGGAAGUGAAAUUACGGCUCAAAUUUAGCCGCUACCUCGUCAUUGCCACUAAUGAUGAUAACUACGCCAACUUUGCGGACCAGGUCGAAAACUACACUGGUUUCAUCACUAACAACUCAAUUAAGGUGGUGCUUGUGGGGGUGAGUACCAAGGGCCCGUGGAAGCCGGUAAUUGAUGCCUGGAAGUGCCAGGUGGUGCCUAACCCUUCAGAAACGUUACGCUACAACACUGCGAUAAAACGCGUGUUACCGAUGAAGACGCUGGCUUUACUUCAAAUUGGUAGAGACGUUGAAAGUUCCCGUGACGCUCUCGAACAACCAGCGUACUUUACUAUCCCUGUGGGGCUAUAUCCAGCAGUGAAGCCGUUGGCGCCGGCCAGUGCCGGUGAGUACAAGUACGAUUCUCUGCAAGGAACCGCUAAGGUGGGACGCCGCUCUCACUACUAUGUGAAUGUGAAGUCGUCUUCGGGUGACAAUAAUGAAGGAGAAGACGGAGAGAAUCGAAAUGAUGACAAUGAAGCAGAGGGAGUUACUGCGACAACUGAUAACAUUGAGAAGCUUACCGUCGAUCCAGGUGAUAGAGUGCCGGCAUUUAAGUACUCCAAGCAUGACCUAGUCGUGGUUAAUGAGUACCUUAAGGAGAUGGCCACCCUUGAUACCGUGGCGACCUUUGACGUACUUGGCUUCUCUGCUCUCAGAGAUUUACCAUACCCUUACAUUACCGGUGAACUGAAGUAUGUUGUCCCGGCAGUGGACCACACCGGCUACAAUCUGUUUGUCACUGCGCUUGGCCAGCUUGAGCGUUUUGCCCUUGUUCGGUAUGUUCCAAAACCUAAAGCGGCGGUGCAAAUUGGGGCGCUUCUCCCUGUCAAGUUUGCCGUUGACGACGAGCCGAAACCGGGCUUGGUAUUUGUGCCAUUGGCAUUUGCUGAAGACGAAAAGUUCGGCAAGUUCCCCUACCUUACUCCUCCCACCAAGCCGAAAACCGAGAAAAAAGACGAUGAAUUCAGUGACGAAGAUGCUAGUGAGGGUGAGGAAAGCGAUGACUCGCUCGCGAUUUUACCCCCAGCAUCAACAGAACCACCAAAGUAUCCGUCCAAACGGUUUCCUACUGCCGACACCCAGACGCAAAUGGAUGAAUUUGUGGAAAGAAUGUCAUUUAACGAGACACCUACAUCGCAGAUUGCUAUCAACAAUCCUCGGCUUGAUCUCCGGCUGCUGAUUCCGGUUGUCGUCGAUCACGGCGACCCUAAGUCUCAAACUGCUCAAUCUAAAUUGUUGGCAUCCUCCCCCAGUAUCGCCAAGUACGACAUGUACUUGGAGAAGAUCAUUGUCAAGCUGUUGGCGCAGGCGCUGCUUAAUAAGUUUACGAUUACUGAGGACUUUGCUACCAAGAACUUGGUGGACCCUGAGGGCACCAAUUUGUACAACUUGGGUAACAUUCUCGAGAUCAACAACGGAAAUCGAGGGAGGGUGUUGCCUUCUCCUCCAUUGCUGUUGGUGAAAGGGUUAAUGGAGAAGCUUGACGUGUCGUACCGUCCUCCUGUGGAGAAGACUCCCGCCGCUGAGGGUGAGGGCCGGGAAGCGGCGGCGACGGAAGAGUUUGCCGAUUUCGUCAAUAUCGACGAUAUUUUGGGUCAUUAA